AUGAAGCUAACGGAGCAGGAUCUCCGCCUUUUGGAGUUCAGCACCUACGAGGACUAUCUCAACUCACUUGUCGAUGGCAAGAGUCUCCAAUAUUUCGGUGAUCGAGAAAAUUUAAUCAGUCUCUACCGUACGGGCUACAGGGCACUUACUAAGGAAGUUUUUGAAGCACAAAGAACGUUUCUUGAAGUGACGAAAGAUCCGAACACACUCUUCAGCCGAAACAUUACACCGGAGGAUCCAUUUCUGCAAGAGCUUGCCAAACGCGAACGUCCCAAUCGGUUGGGGCUCAUGUCGACCAUAAUUUAUAUGCGCUUCAUGAAGAAAAAUACGGAAAUCUCCGGCUACAUCGACUACGAGGAAGCGCUGCGCCGUGUGCAUCAGGACCAGCAGUACUCAAUCAACUGGAAAGCUAUCUUUUCAGGCGAAAACAUUCUCUACCCAACACCGGUAGAUCUGCUGUACUACAACGCAAAAACUGGUCGCAGCAGAAAGAACAACUCGCGCAACUAUCAGAUCCUUUGCGAUCCGCUCCGGGGCAUCAUCUUCCGCAAUAUGUACGAUCGCAAGGAUAUCCUGCCGGAUCCGAUGGCAAACUUUUACGGCACCAAUACGAGCCGAAUUCAGAUUGCUAGUGACCUAUACGAACAGGUCGUACUGUACGAUCAUGUUGUGCGGAAGAACUACUAA
This is a messenger RNA of Anopheles maculipalpis, 687 nucleotides long. RefSeq names its product cilia- and flagella-associated protein 299-like. NCBI's taxonomy places the organism in Eukaryota, Metazoa, Arthropoda, Insecta, Diptera, Culicidae. Bases 1 to 687 code for a protein of 228 amino acids. The record is from RefSeq and is a predicted model, not a curated record. The transcript is spliced from 3 exons.